CAACAUGAAGGUUAUUUAUUCCCGUCCACAGAUGAAUUAUAUGACAAUGACUCAGGUAUUCAACCAACAGCAUCGGUUAAUGUGAUUACACGUUCAGCAGCUCGAGCUAAUAAUAACCAACAAGAUAAUGGGGAAAAUUAA
Molecule: messenger RNA, 141 nt
Organism: Rotaria sp. Silwood2
Lineage: Eukaryota; Metazoa; Rotifera; Eurotatoria; Philodinida; Philodinidae
Source: the annotation of a GenBank genome assembly